This is a messenger RNA of Plutella xylostella (diamondback moth), 2433 nucleotides long. NCBI's taxonomy places the organism in Eukaryota, Metazoa, Arthropoda, Insecta, Lepidoptera, Plutellidae. The record is from RefSeq and is a predicted model, not a curated record.
GUUCUUGACCGAGUGGCUGGUCAAUAUGACGCGUUAGCCUCGCUCGCUAAACUCAUAUCUUCAUAUACCCACCCGCGGCGUCUAGCCGGCCAGUACCUACACCACCAGCGACCAAAGAGUUUCCAACUUUUUUGACACUUCACAAAAAAAGAUAACAACCUCCUUCGAAACCUGUUUGCUAAUAAACAGUGUAGGAACAGUGCUGGCUGGCGAGAGACGUUUAGUUUUUUGUAACAUGGCGGAUUUUUGGUGUUUGUUUUUGAGUGUGUGUCUGUGUUUUAGUGUUGUGUUUUGUCAGUUCGGAUUCUUUAACCAAAGAAGAGCAGAAGACGGGAGAAGAUAUACGAGUAACAAUGACCAGAGUGUCUCAAACUUUGUGCCGGACACAGUGAGACGACUGUCCACCAUUCUACACUUAGACCAAUACGAGCCAAAGAGAAGCCAAUAUGUAUUCCCCUUCAGUAACAGAAGACCAGUGCAAGACAACCCUUAUUACAACCAAUACGAUGCUUACGGAAGACCAAAUAACAACGGAUUCAACCAAUACAGACCUGAAUACGAUCCUAACUAUCAACCACCUGGAAAUUAUGGCUAUCAAAGUAAUAACCAAUAUGGCUACCAAAAUGUUCCAAAUGUACCACAGAACUAUCCCAAUGCAAAUCCAGAUGGCUAUACCUAUGGAAUCAUGCAAAACUCCCAAGAAAACAGUGGUUUUGGUAACAAUAAUCAAUACAGACCAAACAAAGAAAUAGUCGAUGAAAUACCAAAGUUCGAAGACAGACAUGGGGAACUUAUUCUUCCUAAUGGCCAAACUAACACAGGACUAGCUGAGCUGACUCCAGUGCCUGAUAUUGCCAAUUCUUUCGGUGUCUCACCAGUAACUCCUAACAACACCAACCAAAUAUACUCAACGACAGCUUUACCAGAACUCACACCAGUGCCUAAAGAAGAUGGGGCAGUAGGGUUCCCAGCUUUCGACAAACCUGCUGAGUCACCGGCCUUUACCUUCGCUCCUCUAGCCACCAGUGGUCCCCAAGAGUUAACCCCUGUUGCGGAUACCAAUGCCUUCCCAACAUUCAGUCCUCUGUCAACUACUCCAUAUAUGCCAGAUUUCACUCCAGAUGGAUUCCAAUCGUUCACUGAAGCACCGAAAAUCACACCUGGUCUUCAAGAACUGACACCGGUCCCUCAAGAUAAUGACGCGAUAGGGUUCCCUGCCUUCGAACCACUACCGGGAGUCAAACCUGCGACUUCCAGGCCAAAGACCACCACUGGUCUACCGGAACUGACUCCAGCGCCAAAGAGUGCAGUGAAUUUCAAUCAUUUCCCCGACUCGUGCACGACAGUAGACGGGGGCUUCGGGACUUGCACAGCCAUCUCCAACUGCUGGCAGUACGUGUCUCUGCUGAAGGAAGCUCAGACCAACCCGGCUGCUGUACAGCUGUUAAGACGAGCCCAUUGCGGCUUCCAGGGAAGCAAUCCUAAGGUAUGCUGUCCAGCAUCAGCGAUCCCCGACGCGCCGCCGUCGUCCCCCGCGCCCCCGGUGACCCCCGCGACCCCCGACACGCCCCCCGAGCCCGAGCAGCCGUUCGAAGGGUUCCCGGACCCUCCUGUCUGUGGGUCUUCUGAUGCUUCUCUGGGUAGAGUGGUGGGAGGGAAACCGGCUAAACUUGGUGACUUCCCCUGGAUGGCGCUACUCGGGUACCGCCAGCGCCGCAGCCCGGAGCCCCGCUGGCUGUGUGGCGGCUCCCUCAUCACCUCCAAGCACGUGCUGACGGCCGCCCACUGCAUACAUGGACGGGAGAAAGACCUCUACCAAGUGCGCCUCGGUGAGCUGGACCUCUCCCGAGAGGACGACGGCGCUACCCCAAUAGACAUCCCCAUCAAGAAGCUGAUCAAGCACGAUGAGUACAGUCCCACUGGGUUCACCAACGACAUCGGGGUUCUGCUGCUGGAGCGACAGGUCGCUUUUACACCGCUGAUCAAGCCGAUCUGCAUCCCUACUGAUAGUGAGCUGAGAGCCAGGAGCUUCGAGAACUACACGCCCAUCAUCGCGGGCUGGGGGGACACUGAGUUCCGAGGCACAUCAGCAUCGCACCUCCAAGCUCUCCAACUGCCCGUGGUCAGCAACGAGUUCUGUCGCUCGGCGUACGUGAAGUACAAGGCGCAGACCAUCGACGACCGCGUGCUGUGCGCCGGCUACAAGAUGGGCGGGAAGGACGCGUGUCAAGGCGACAGUGGGGGGCCGCUGAUGCAGCCUAUUUGGAACAAAUCAACGUACAAGACGCACUUCUACCAGAUCGGCGUGGUCUCCUUCGGCAAGAAGUGCGCGGAGCCCGGCUUCCCCGGGGUCUACUCGCGGGUCACACACUUCGUGCCGUGGCUGCAGAAGGUGGUUAGGGAGACUGCGUGAUGAUGUGGGGUUCUAGGGGG